AUGCUCCUAAACAUGGCACCUGUUGGUGUGGCUGAACUGGCUUGGGUCCUCUUGCCCUUUAUUUGCUUGACAUUAUCAGCUGAUAUGCUGCCGUUUGCUGCAGCUACAAUACAAGGGUACAUUGGAGACAGGAGCAUAAUAUGUCCCUCAGUGUGCAGGUGCGAUGAGGACUUUAUCUACUGUAAUGACCGUGGUCUGAGCUCAAUACCACCACUACCCCCUUCUGCAUCUGUCCUUUACCUUCAGAACAACCACAUAAACAACCCGGGCCUACCCACAUCCUUGGAGCACCACCUCGCUGUCCGUGUAGUCUACCUCUAUGACAAUGAAUUGGAUGAAUUCCCUGUGCACCUACCACCAUCCCUCCGUGAACUGCAUUUACAGGAUAAUAACAUCCGCACCAUUCCUCGCAGUGCCCUGGCCCGGAUGCCCCUGCUGGAGAAACUCCAUCUGGAUGACAACUCCAUUUCAACUGUCAGCAUCGAGGACCAGGCCUUUGCUGACAACCCCCGGCUGCGCCUGCUCUUCCUGUCUCGUAACCAUCUGUCUAGCAUUCCCUCAGGACUGCCUGCCUCACUGGAAGAGCUUCGUCUGGAUGACAACCGUAUCUCCACCAUCCCUACCCAUGCAUUCCGAGGCCUCACCUCACUUCGAUGUCUCGUCCUAGACGGGAACCUUCUGGCAAACCAACGCAUUGCUGAUGACACAUUCUCACGCCUUUCCAACUUGACUGAGUUGUCCCUGGUUCGAAACUCCCUGCAGACCCCGCCUCUCAACCUGCCCCGUGCCCACCUGCAACGGCUGUCUCUGCAAGACAACGCACUUACCCAUAUGCCCCGGGGUUCCUUGGAUGGCAUGCGCAGGCUGCAGAGACUGGAUCUGUCGGGCAACAAUCUAACCACCUUGCCCAGGGGGCUUUUCAGAGACUUGGACAGCCUAGGACAGCUGCUGGUACGAGGUAAUCCCUGGCACUGUGGCUGUAACCUGCGUUGGCUAUAUGACUGGCUGCAUGAGCGUGGUAACUCCAUCACGGUCAGGGGCCUCACCUGCCAUGGGCCCGAGAGGGUGAGAGACAUGGCUUUGAAAGACCUGACUAGCCAGAUGGAGGAAUGUGAGGUGGUCCGAACAACAGGAAACAGAGACAGAGCAGCUGGAGCUGGAGCAGCAGAUAGCUCUACUACCCUCUCCCCUCCACAGGGGUCUCUCUUCACCCUCCGCUCAAAGAGACCUGGCCUUGGGCUUCCUGACUCUGGCUUAGACUACACCCUGGGAAGCAGUGGUGUGGGAAAGAGCCUGGCCCUCAAUGUGAAGCCUCUCUCUCAUGACAGCAUUCGUGUUACCUGGAGUGUGGCCCAGCCCUCCUCAUCCUUUAGGCUGAGUUGGCUGCGAAUGGGCACAAGUAAUGCGAUGGGCUCCAUCACUGAGACGUUGGUAAGGGGGGACCGCCGAGAAUAUCUACUCACCUCCCUACAGCCUCGCUCGAGCUACAUCAUCUGCAUGGUGCCACUGACUGCCAGCUCGGGAAGCAAAGGGGUCAUGUCGGGAGAUACUGACUCUGAUGAGGCUCUGGUGUGUGCUAAAGCUGAAACCUCAGACCUUAGCCAAAUGGACGGCAGCCAGAAGGAGGACAAAGAUUCGCAGCAAAUCACUGCUCUACCCCUGGCAGGGAUCAUUGGUGGGGCUACAGCCAUCGUCUCUUUGGCUCUGAUAUUCGCCAUCUUCUGCUGGUACGGCCACAGGAGCGGACAGUUAUCCUCCCGUGACCACUACACUCGCAGCAGUUCCCGAAAAAGCAAGAACUAUGAUGACUACAUUGAGUCCGGCACUAAGAAAGACAAUACCAUCCUGGAGAUCCGAGGUCCAGGGUUCCAGAUGACACCGAUGCCAGCUUGCCAGCCACUGCAGCCCAAGCCCCUACGAGAAGAUUACAUCAUUCAUACUAUAUUCCCCUCCAAUGGCACUGGCCUGUACAAAGGUGCCAACAAUGUGUCCAAUGCAGGAUACGGUACCAACCGAGGGUACAGAGAAGGAGGAAUCCCAGAUAUAGACUACUGUUACACAUGA
Messenger RNA from Lampris incognitus (smalleye Pacific opah), 2064 nucleotides. It is a transcript of the gene flrt1a, whose product is annotated as fibronectin leucine rich transmembrane protein 1a. The transcript has a single exon. The coding region runs from base 1 to 2064 and encodes 687 amino acids. The record is from RefSeq and is a predicted model, not a curated record. Lineage: Eukaryota; Metazoa; Chordata; Actinopteri; Lampriformes; Lampridae. Gene Ontology annotation, molecular function: protein binding.